AUGAAGAAUUUCAUUGAUCUGGUCCUAGGCCCGACUUCUGGAGGGACACCAAAGCCAGAUAUGUCAGCGGUGGUUCGACCAUCUGCAGUCCGAACUGAACCCUCUCCGUCAUUUCAAAACAAAAGUCAUGUCACUACUGUUUCAAAGCAUCGGGCUCUAUCGCCUGAACUCGAGGAUGAUAGUGACUUGGUAGAGGAUUCUACUUCAAUUAUCAAGUUGGUCUGGAAGCCUUGGAUGCGGGCUCAUGAUAGAGACAUAGACAUUCAUUCAAAGGACUCUGUCGCUGAUGAUGUUGAUGUUGCGGUGGGUUUGGACAAGGCUACGAUCCUUUCCCCCGAUCUACGAAUUUUUGAGAAUCAGCACGACGAUUCUCUUGUUCGGAGUGUUGUUCAAUUGAUGGUGGUGGUAAGGCUUUGGAGCAAAGAGGUAAAAGAAGCCCUAGCCUCGAAGUCUUUGGCUAUGGAGAUGUAUGGGCGUCAGAGGCAAAUUCCCUAA
Molecule: messenger RNA, 495 nt
Organism: Ilex paraguariensis (yerba mate)
Lineage: Eukaryota; Viridiplantae; Streptophyta; Magnoliopsida; Aquifoliales; Aquifoliaceae
Source: the annotation of a GenBank genome assembly